Messenger RNA from Gasterosteus aculeatus aculeatus (three-spined stickleback), 1037 nucleotides. It is a transcript of the gene pgrmc2, whose product is annotated as progesterone receptor membrane component 2. Lineage: Eukaryota; Metazoa; Chordata; Actinopteri; Perciformes; Gasterosteidae. Gene Ontology annotation, cellular component: membrane; endomembrane system; endoplasmic reticulum. The record is from RefSeq and is a predicted model, not a curated record.
CAAGAACGCAAUGUAACAACUCACGCAACUGGUGGUUCCGCCAUUCCCCGACAGCACCUGAACGCAGCAUCUGGCCAGGGGCGGGUAGGCGCUAACCGUGCAGUAUGGCGGACGAUGGAGACAGUUCGAGCGGACCAGUUGACGCGAGCGGCGGGCAGGGGGCCGCGGAUGAGUCGGACGGGUUCGGCCUCGGCGCGAUGCUGUUGAAUAUCGGUAUCUUGGUGGUGGUGGCGGCGGCCUGCGUGGCGGCGUACCGGCGGUGGGGCAGGCGGCUGGUGGCCAACGCGGCCCAGGGCGACCAGGCCUCGGCGCUCCCCAAGAUGAGGAGACGGGACUUCACUCUGGAGCAGCUGCGGGAGUACGACGGGCUCCAGAGCCCCCGCAUCCUCAUGGCGGUCAACAUGAAAGUUUUCGACGUGACCAGCGGCAAAAAGUUUUACGGGAAAGACGGUCCUUACGGCAUCUUCGCGGCCCGGGACGCUUCGAGGGGCUUGGCCACCUUCUGCCUGGAGAAAGACGCCCUGCGGGACGAGUACGACGACCUGUCGGACCUCAGCGCCGUGCAGAUGGAGAGCGUGAGGGAGUGGGAGAUGCAGUUCAUGGAGAAGUACGACUACGUCGGGCGGUUGCUGAAGCCCGGAGACGAGCCGUCGGAGUACACGGACGAGGAGGACGUCAAAGACCACCUGAAGCACGACUGAGCGGUUCCUUCACACCGACCAAAGCCAGGAGCCGGCAGACAGCUGCGACAGACACCCCCACCUCCCCCACCCCCACCCCUCCACCUCCCCGCCUCCUCUCUCCCUGCCUCGAACUCCCAAAAAACGCUUCUCCCCCUCAAUCUGUCUGGUGCCGCGGCUGUUCUCCGCGGAGAGGGGGCCAGACUUAAGUUUGGAGGCCCGGACCUCUUCCCAACCCCCCCAACCAACCUUCACCACCACCCACCUCCCUCUUCAUCCUGCAGAGAUGACCACCACCAGGAAGCGGGUCAAAACAUCUUGGAUGGGGGCUUUUUUCUUCUUUUAAAGACAAACUCG